This is a messenger RNA of Eruca vesicaria subsp. sativa (arugula), 1507 nucleotides long. The record is from the annotation of a GenBank genome assembly. NCBI's taxonomy places the organism in Eukaryota, Viridiplantae, Streptophyta, Magnoliopsida, Brassicales, Brassicaceae.
AAUCUCGGGGCAUUUCGAUCUCAGAGAGGAUCGGGUAAAGAGAGGAUUCAAGAUGACGAUGACAAGAACGCUUUUCGAAUCGAAGACGGACAAAUGCUAUGCUCCCAGCUUCAUCGCCGUCAAUAUCUCUCUCGCUUUUAUCGACGGCGCUCUCGCCUUCAUCGCAUUCCUUCAGUUAAGUCGGUUUCACAGGCGGGAUAAACGAGCUGGAUGGACACGGCAGAAAGUUCUUCAUCUUAUGAUUGGCUCCUCAAACACCGGUUCUCUUGUUUAUUUUGUGGCUGCUAUUAUAGCAACUUGCACAAGGUGGCAUCAUUGGUCCAACGCAUUUGGUUUUCUGCUUAUGGCCUUUCCCAAGAUUCUGUUUCUUGCAACUUUUCUCCUGCUUCUCUCUUUCUGGGUAGAUGUUUGCCAUCAGGGAAAUGGCGAGGAGGAGGAUGAUGAUGAUGAAGAAAGUAGCAUCCAGCAAGUGUUGCUGGAGAAAAGCAAGAGCAAACCAAGUUCUUCCAGUGCAAGUGAUCGCAGAAAGUGUUGCUCUUUCACUGGGAUUCAUGUCGGGACCCGACAGAAGUUUGUUGUUGCAGCGGUUGUUCUUGUGUUCAUCUUAAUGAUAUCAUUUGCAAUCCUUAUCUGGAUUGCUUCCGGAGAUAAUUCUGCAGAUCCUUCAUUAUUGGCUGAGGUGUAUGUAGAUAUUUUUGCUUCAAUACUCCUAAUCACAGGAGGAGGACUAUGUUUCUAUGGCAUGCGUCUGUUCUUUAACCUAAGGAAGGUCCGGUCUGAGCAAGUUUCAGCAGAGAUGCGAAAGGUAUCCGGUUUAGCAGGCGUCUCAGUUGUAUGCUUCACCGUGAGUUCUGUAAUCGCUCUUCUCACACACAUUCCGCUCUUUUAUCAUUGGAACCCAAGCAAAUUACACGGCGUCAAGGCAUUGGUUCUCCUGAUCAUAUACUAUUUCAUAGGUUCGACUUUACCACUGGCUUUCGUUUUAUGGGUUUUGCGGGAGUUACCCCCUCAGAACAUUGUGAGUAGACAAGAAGAACAAACAAGAAUCACUUAUGUCAACUAUGAUACUGUUGCAAGGCAGCCUCAGCAGUGGACCUCCACAACCGUUUCGAAAAAUCAGGUUUCUAAGGCAAGUCCAAUAUGAACUCAAAUAAACGUCAUAGCGAUAGCCUGAAGCUAAUAUCUGCCAACGUUCUUCUCUUUGCACCGGGAAAAAACCUUGUUGAGUUGCGAGUUGCCUGAAUAUGGUGUUGUGCUGGAGUGAAACUAAAGUUGAAGACAAGAGUGUGUUUAUAAAAGAUAGAAUACAGGUUGAUUCCGAGAAAGCUCUGUAAAUAUUCUUCUUUGUUUACAGUUUUUUCCUUAUAGUUUUAGUUGCAUGAUGUGUUGAGGGACUUGUGGAUAUACAUUAAGUGAUAUGUUCUUACUUCUUAGUAACCUACUGAAACAGUCUCAUAUAACUGCUUUCUUUAUCGGUUUAAGUAUAGCGAUUUUCUUAUAAAGCGAG